AUGGUCUCUAGCGGUUGGGUUUUGGGUUUUACUAUUCUUUUCACGGCCUCUGUUGCAUUUAGGUACGAUCCGGCUUACGUUCAGUACAAUCUGAACCAAAAUCAGACAGCAGUCGAUCCGCUAGACUACUGGGGAGAAUGGUCGGGACAUGAAUAUACUCCUUCACCGUCGAACUGGAGGUUUCCAUUUUAUACUCUCUUUCUUGACAGAUUCGUCAACGGAGAUCCCUCCAACGACAAUAUCAAUGGCACCUCAUACGAACAUGACCCCAACUCCAACCAGAUGCGUCACGGAGGUGACAUUCAAGGCCUGCUGGAUACUUUGGACUAUUUACAGGGCAUGGGAGUCAAGGGGCUUUACAUAGCUGGCUCACCUUUCAUCAACAUGCCUUGGGGUUACGAUCAGUACUCCCCUCUUGACCUGUCAAUCCUGGACCCUCAUUUCGGUGACAUCGAUCUGUGGCGCACGGCUACACAAGAAAUCCAUGCUAGGAAUAUGUAUGUCGUCUUGGACAACACAUUCGCGACCCUCGGGGACCUCGUCGGAUUUGAUGGUUAUCUCAAUACCACGGCGCCUUUCACACUGGAGGAACAUCAUGUUCAAUGGAAGACAAGUCGACACUAUCAUGACUUCAAUAUUGGGAAUAACUAUAACAAGACCUGCAAAUACCCUAAAUUCUGGCUAGAAACAGGAUAUCCCGUCGGCGACGAUGUCACCAAACAAAUGGUGGGGUGUUAUGAUAGCGAGUUCGAUCAAUAUGGAGAUACCGAAGCUUUUGGACUAUUCCCCGAUUGGAGAAGACAGUUGACCAAGUUUGCAUCAGUUCAAGAUCGGCUACGCGAAUGGCAUGAGCCCGUCCGCCGGAAAUUGGAAAAUUUCUAUUGUAUUUUGAUAGCUCAACUGGAUGUUGAUGGCUUUCGGUACGACAAAGCCACCCAGAGCACCAUUGAUGCUAUGGGCUUCAUGAAUGAUGCCAUGCGCACAUGUGCACGCAGAUACGGCAAGACCAACUUCUUCCUUCCAGGCGAGAUAACGGGCGGAAACGUGUUCGGUUCGCUCUACCUUGGCCGUGGUAGGCAGCCUGAUAUGCUUCCCGAAAACCUCACGAUGGCAGUAACCAUGACCAACAAUUCAGCCGACAAAUACUUCCUGCGCGACCCCGAUCAUGGCGCCCUCGAUGCGGCGGCUUUCCAUUAUACAGUCUAUCGCACAUUGACACGAUUUCUGGGUAUGGAUGGUAAUCUUGAAGCUGGAUACGAUGCUCCGCAAAACUGGGUGGACAUGUGGAACGAUUUUCUCAUUACGAAUGAUUUUGUCAACCCAAAUACAGGCCUCUUCGACCCUAGACAUCUCUACGGGGUGACAAAUCAGGAUGUUUUUCGGUGGCCAUCUAUAACCAACGGAAUACAGCGCCAACUGCUCGGUCACUUCAUCACUACAAUCGAGCUUCCAGGAGCCCCUCUCCUCCUCUGGGGUGAGGAGCAGGCCUUUUACAUCUUGGAUAACACGGCCUCUAACUAUAUCUUCGGUCGGCAAGCGAUGUCGAGCGCGACUGCGUGGCAUAGCCAUGGCUGCUAUAGCCUCAGUUCCACCCAGUUCUACAAGAUGCCACUCAAUGCUUCACGACACGGUUGUGAAGACGAGGCGGUCAGCUAUGACCAUCGGGAUCCUUCGCAUCCUGUGCGCAACAUUAUUCAUCACAUGAACCAACUCAGAGAGCAAUAUCCCGUUCUUCAGGACGGUUUCUUCUUGCAGCAAUUGUCCAACCAGACCGACUAUAUCCAAUUGCCGGGCUCAGGAACUGUCAAAACUGAGACAGGGAUGUGGUCGGUCAUGCGAUCUGGCUUCUCGGGGGUGCAGGAUCUCAGUGGUACUGGAGCAGGCAAUCUCCCAGUCUGGUUGCUGUACUCAAAUGGCAAUGCAACAAGGACGUAUACCUUUGACUGCAACAACAACGCUACAGACUUGAAUACCACAAGUUUGAUCGCGCCUUACGAUGCAGGCACCACCGUGAAGAACCUGUUCUAUCCAUAUGACGAACAAACUUUGGUGGAUAGUGUUCAUCACCUGGGAAUUAAUGGCUCAACCAACCCAAAUGGUUGUCUGAGCCAUCUGGAUAUGGCGGCAUACGACUUCCGCGCUUAUGUUCCGCUGGACAACUGGGUUGGGCCGAAGCCUAUGAUCACAAAGUUCAACCCUGGCCAUGACCACCGCCUCGAAUCAAAGGCCAGCGCCAAUGGGACUGAGAGGGUUGAUAUCGAGUUUCAUUUCUCUGUGGAAAUGGAUUGCGACAGUGUUACCGAUAGCAUCUCGUUCAAUUCAACCACUGAAAUUGGCAGGACCCCGACCAUUGACCCGAACAGUAUUAAAUGCGCCAACAUGAGCAGUCCUGAGACUCCCCCUUAUGUGGGGGCGAUCUCGUCCACAUGGUCUUGGUCUGCGACGCUUGAAGGUGUUGCGAGUGGCAUACAUGCGAUUUCUGUCCGAAAUGCAUCGGCCCUCGGCGGGGAGACGACAAAUGCGGUGGACCGCUUCUUGUUCAGAAUUGGGCAAAGGGACAAUCCCAUGGUAUUUACGACUAGCGCAAAUUACUCGUCCAGUCUCCUGAGCAAGAGCGAUAACGGGUCGCUGAUUGUAUCACAUACAGCGGCUGGUGCCGACAAAUGGCGGUACUCCACGAAUUGGGGAUCCUCAUUCUCAUCCUGGAUGCCGUAUGAGGGCGGACAGAGCCUGAUUGAAGAGCAACCAUGGUCCGGAACGCAUCUCCAAGCCUGGAAAGGCACGCAUGUGAGAGUGGAAUACUUCAGCCGUCUGGCAGGCAGCAGCGACCAUAUUCAAGAGGGCGAUGUGGACCACAACAUUCCCAGGCGUUUUCCCCAUCUCUUCCUGAACGGCCCCUAUAAUCAAUAUGGCUAUGACGCUGGUCUGGACAACAAGAUGAAAUUGACCACCAACUCGACUUGGGAGCAUCAUUUCAUGACAGAAUGGAGUCUCAGCGGUGCAGUGGCGCAAAUCAAUGUUUGGGGUAUCAACCCCGACGGCAAACCUGAUCAGAGUUUUGUCAUGGGAGAUGCCGACGGAGAUUCUGUUCUUGAUCGGCUUUCGCCGUCAUCGUUGACUUCAGUCGUCCUCAAUAUCACCCAGCCUCCUCCAAGACCGUAUCUUGGAUGGCGCAUUGUCAUCAAUGAUGGAAAUCUGCGCUUCAAACUCGUGCCGUCAGGCAAUAUGUGGAGCCAGUUAAUCCUUUACGUCCUUUUAUGGACAGUCCCCAUUCUCACAGCAGCCUUCGCAGUGUGGUCAUUCAUGCAAGCUUUCUAUCAAGUCAAGUUCAAUAAGGUUGGGACGACGGAGAAAUCUGGAUUGAUCCCCGCAGGUGUCAAGAAACAGUUCAAGAAGCUCGUGGAUGAGGAAGACCACCCGGGGAUCCUCGCAAAGUUCACACGCAAACCCAAAUUUGUUCAACCCACCGGGACCAUCGUUGACCAGCAACGGCGUCGGACGGUUCUAAUAGCAACGAUGGAGUAUGAUAUUGAGGACUGGGCCAUCAAAGUCAAGAUCGGAGGGCUUGGAGUCAUGGCAUCUCUCAUGGGCAAGAACCUAGGGCAUCAAAACCUUGUUUGGGUUGUCCCGUGCGUCGGAGACAUCGACUAUCCUGAAGAUCAAAGGGCCGACCCGAUGACGGUGACCAUCUUGGGUAAACCGUAUGAAGUCCAGGUCCAGACUCACGUACUGCGAAACAUCACGUACGUUCUUCUCGACGCGCCUGUUUUCCGCCAGCAAACCAAGGCCGAGCCAUAUCCGCCCAGGAUGGACGAUCUCUCCUCCGCUAUUUACUACUCAGCGUGGAAUCAAUGUAUUGCGCAGACGGUGAACCGCUUUCCGGUGGACCUCUAUCAUAUCAACGACUACCACGGCUCGGUGGCUCCGCUGUAUUUGCUCCCUCGGACCAUUCCUGCCUGUUUAUCUCUGCACAACGCUGAGUUCCAAGGCUUGUGGCCGAUGAGAACGCGGAAAGAACGUGAAGAAGUUUGUUCAGUCUUCAAUCUCUCGCCGGAUGUUGUCCAAAAAUAUGUCCAGUUUGGUGAAGUCUUCAAUCUAUUGCACGCUGGAGCGUCUUAUCUGCGAGUUCAUCAGCAAGGUUUCGGCGCGGUAGGUGUUUCCAAGAAAUAUGGCAAGCGGUCAUACGCGAGAUAUCCCAUCUUCUGGGGCUUGAAGAAAGUUGGGAACCUACCUAAUCCUGACCCAUCAGACACCGGAGAGUGGGACAAGAAGCUUCCGAAAGAAACAGAUAUCCAAGUCGACCCUGAGUUCGAGGCUCGCCGUCCCGAGCUCAAACGUCAAGCGCAGGAAUGGGCUGGACUGGAGCAGAAUCCGAAGGCCGAGCUCUUCGUUUUCGUAGGCCGUUGGUCUAUGCAGAAGGGCAUUGAUCUGAUUGCCGACGUGUUCCCACAGAUUCUGGAAGCCAAUCCUAAUGUUCAGCUCAUCACCGUCGGACCGGUUAUCGACCUGUACGGCAAAUUUGCAGCACUGAAGCUGGAUCGAUUAAUGAAGCUAUACCCAGGCAGAGUCUUCUCGAAGCCAGUCUUCACGGCGUUGCCUCCGUUCAUCUUUUCCGGUGCUGAGUGGGCGCUGAUACCGUCCCGGGACGAGCCAUUCGGAUUGGUUGCGGUCGAGUUCGGUCGCAAGGGCGCUUUGGGAGUGGGUGCUAGAGUGGGAGGCCUUGGAUCGGUGCCUGGCUUUUACUACACCGUGGAAUCCAUGACAACAACGCAUCUCCUUCAUCAAUUCAAGCUGGCAAUCAAGGAGGCACUGGCCUGCAAGCCAGAAACCCGUGCUCUCAUGAGAGCAAGGGCUGCCAAGCAGAGAUUUCCUGUGGCACAAUGGGUCGAAGACCUAGAAAUCCUGCAGUCGACCGCGAUUCGCAUCCAUGACAGGGUGGAAGCAACGAAGCAUCACUCUGCAGCCGCUGAGAUGAUAAGGCCUAGCUCGGGAUGGUCGACACCCGGCGGAUCUGGCGCUGUGACCCCGCGGACACCCACCUUCCCAUAUUCGCGGACAUCAAGCUAUGUAACUUUGCAUUCUCUUGCCUCUCGUCUGAAAAACCUCGGGCACAACCGUGAACCAUCUCACGGCGCCAGCGAGAGAACAAGCCCCGGCGUCACCCGCUCAGCUUCGCUCGGAUCUCGCAGAGGGCCCGGCCAUGUGGAUGCUCGAGACACAAAUGAUAGCGCGGAAUCAAACACGACUACAACUUUGCCGCCCGUGCCGGAUGUGGAAGGAGAAGACACUGGUCUGGGAACGGCGGUCACGUUGUAUGACAACGAUCGAGAUUCGGAUAAUGAAGAUGAGGACCAUAUUGGGUUUGAAGAUGACUCGAGUGACUUUGAAGACGAACCCAUCGCAAUGCCAACGCAAACUCGUGGCCGCUAUGAGAGAGUUCCGGUCCACGAAGAAGGUUAUCCCCCAUCAAGAGGCAACGAGUCGCCUCGCUCGCCCAGAGGGCUAGGAAUGGAGCUUUCCACGCUGCCAAAGCAGAGAUCUGGUGGAGGUGACAGUCCUCAGUUUCCAGCAUCGCCGAGAGCUGAUUCCGGCCUCCUUGCCCCACCUCCCGUUCUCUCAGAAAAUCACAAUCGACUGUCGAGCAGUUCGAUGCUCUCGGUGAAUUCUGUUGUUGGCGAAAAGCAAGACUUCAUGCUUCAGAAGGUGGAUCCAUUCUUCACCGACAGCAGCGGCGAAUUCGCACGAGUGUUCGAGAAGAAACUUGACGGCCUCAACAGCAGCAACUCAGAAUCAGCGACCUGUAUCGAGGAAUUCCUCGUCAAGUCGGAGAAGAAAUGGUUUGACACCUACCGGAACGCCAAACUUGGCCGGCAUACCAUCUAUUCCACUGGCGCGGGCUUACAAGUCAACCGCGAUUCACGGGUGCCUUCUGGCACUGCGACUGAUUCCAUGUACGAAGGCAGCAGUGACCAUGGUUCCGGUAACGAACAUGACCCGAACAACCUGGCCGACGAGUUUCUGCUGGGGAAAGACUAUAGAGCCCCCAGUGGUCUCAAAAAGUGGAUGCAACUGCGCGUGGGAGACUGGCCUGUCUAUGCAUUUUUCAUGGCCUUUGGCCAGAUCAUCGCGGCCAACUCAUACCAGAUUACGCUGUUGACGGGCGAAGUUGGAGAGACUGCCGAAAAGCUCUACGCCAUCGCCUCCGUCUACCUUGUUACCUCAAUCUGCUGGUGGCUCCUCUUCCGUCGCUUCAGCUCGGUGCUCUGCUUGUCUCUGCCUUUCUUUUUCUACGGCCUCGCUUUCAUGCUGAUCGGGUUGGCGCACUAUGUGUCCACGCCCCACGGACGCGGCUGGGUCCAGAACAUUGGUACCGCAAUGUACGCGGUGGCGUCUUCUUCGGGCUCCAUCUUCUUCGCCCUCAACUUUGGCGACGAAGGAGGUGCUCAGGUCAAAGCUUGGGUUUUCCGCGCCUGCGUGAUCCAGGGUACGCAGCAGAUCUACGUCGUGGCUCUGUGGUACUGGGGCUCCUAUCUCAACCGGCGCACAACAGACGACCUUGUCACGUCAGCCGACUCGGUGGUGUCAACGUGGAAGAUUACAGCAAUCACGCUGCCUAUCGCCGUGCUUCUCUGGGCCAUCGGGCUGCUGAUGUGGUUCGCGCUCCCCGCCUACUACAGGCAGGCUCCGGGGAAAAUGCCGAGCUUCUACCACAGUCUGCUGCGUCGCAAGAUCGUCGUCUGGUUUUUCGUGACGGUGAUGAUUCAGAACUUCUUUCUCUCAGCGCCGUAUGGUCGCAAUUGGUCUUUUCUGUGGAGCAGUACGCACGCGUCGACGUGGCAGAUCUUCUGUCUCGUCAUUCUGUUCUUUAUCGUCGUUUGGGCCGGCUUCUUGUGGUUCUUCGCCUUGCUUUCCAAAUCCCACAGCUGGAUCCUGCCGCUCUUUGCCAUCGGCCUGGGCGCUCCUCGCUGGGCACAGAUCUGGUGGGGCACGAGCAACAUAGGUCUCUACCUCCCGUGGGCGGGUGGAUACACAGCUUCCGCUUUGCUCUCACGCUCACUAUGGUUGUGGCUGGGCACGUUGGAUGCCAUUCAGGGGGUUGGCUUGGGCAUGAUCCUCCUCACGACUCUGACACGAGUGCAUGUCGCCUGUACUCUCCUUACUGCACAGGUGUUGGGCUCCGUUGCUACCAUAGUUGCGAGAGCCUGCGCGCCCAACAAGAUCGGCCCGGGUCCAAUUAGCCCGGAUAUCAGUGGGAGCGCCGGCAAUAUUUGGCAAGCUUGGUUCUGGGUUGGUUUAGUGGCCAACCUCUGUGUCUGUUGGGGCUAUUUCAUGUUCUACCGGAAGGAACAGCUCAGCAAACCUUGA
This is a messenger RNA of Capronia coronata CBS 617.96, 7365 nucleotides long. Its product is annotated as alpha-1,3-glucan synthase. NCBI's taxonomy places the organism in Eukaryota, Fungi, Ascomycota, Eurotiomycetes, Chaetothyriales, Herpotrichiellaceae. The coding region runs from base 1 to 7365 and encodes 2454 amino acids. Gene Ontology annotation, biological process: fungal-type cell wall (1->3)-alpha-glucan biosynthetic process. The transcript is spliced from 4 exons. The record is from RefSeq and is a predicted model, not a curated record. Gene Ontology annotation, molecular function: alpha-1,3-glucan synthase activity. Gene Ontology annotation, cellular component: fungal-type cell wall.